Phycodurus eques (leafy seadragon) is the source of this 2240-nucleotide messenger RNA. It is a transcript of the gene fignl1, whose product is annotated as fidgetin-like 1. The record is from RefSeq and is a predicted model, not a curated record. NCBI's taxonomy places the organism in Eukaryota, Metazoa, Chordata, Actinopteri, Syngnathiformes, Syngnathidae. Gene Ontology annotation, molecular function: ATP binding; ATP hydrolysis activity; microtubule severing ATPase activity.
AGCAAUAACGUUUUGAACUGGUGGAACAGCCCAGGCAUGAGUGGCGCACACCUGGACGAAUGGCAAAGGAGGUCCUUUGACAUUUCAUCUGGCAAUUGUACACCUGAACAGACGGCCGAUGCCUACCGGGCCCACAUCCUUUCCAUUCAGUAUGCAUGGGCAAGUUCCCACCUAUCAGAGGCCGCCAUGGGCAGUCUGCUCAGGACCUACUCAAAGCGCUAUGCUGCAUUGCUGGACUCGGAUGACCCCAGCACGGGGCUGAACAACUAUGCAGAGAGCGCGCUUCAUCUGGCCCGUAAUCAGAAGAACCACAGCGACAAAUGGGAGUCGUCCCUCACCAUGGAGCGCAUGCUCGACUUGCCCUGCGUGCAGAAGAUGAUUCAGCAGGGGCAAGGGGGAGAAGGCUCCCUCGUGGCACCAGCAGAUGUUAGCAUAUCUGUUGGACAAGAGUGCAGCAGCAUCAGCAACUCCUUGUCUGCUUCCACUGCUCCGGGCAGGUCAGAGGGCACAUCCUUCAGACCCACUUGGCCAUCACAAGCAAAAGUAGAGGUGAAUAACACAGCCGCUGUUUCUGUGGAUAGACCAAAAACCUCUGAGGGCAUGUCAGAUAAUAUCUAUUCAUCUUCACGUCCAAAUGCCAGAGCGCAGCCGGUGUUGAUCCAUCCCUCUUCAGGUCCUCCUCAGAGCAACACACAUCCCACAGUCAGCAACUAUCAAUCCGGCUUCUUUCCUACCUCCAGUCCAUCAAAGCGGAAGAAUUUUUACAGUCCAGAUGCAAGUGAAGGUAGAAGGGGGCCACAAGCAGGGGCCGACCUAAGACCAACAAGUAACUUCAAAUCAGCCCGUGAACAGCUAAUUGUGGAUCAACAGAAGAAACAUUCCCAGCAGCCCCAAAGAGGAGCAACUUCUGUGGUGGCAGCUACAGUGAAGAAAUCCCUGGGAGCCAAUAGGCCUCGAGGUGCUUUUUCUAAAUUUGUGUCUCCCAUGCCACGACAGGACGAACAGGAGGGUGGGCCGAGAACCAACUCCAAUCGGGGACCUCAGGUUCUGGAUGAACGUCUGAAAAACUUUGAACCAAAGAUAGUGGAAUUGAUCAUGAGUGAGAUCAUGGACCACGGGCCCCCUGUGGUGUGGGAGGACAUAGCAGGCCUGGAGUUUGCUAAGACCACCAUAAAGGAGAUUGUUGUUUGGCCAAUGUUGAGACCUGACAUCUUUACAGGCCUCCGGGGUCCACCUAAGGGAAUCCUGUUGUUUGGACCCCCUGGGACCGGGAAGACGUUGAUAGGCAAAUGCAUCGCUUGCCAGUCGGGUGCCACAUUCUUCAGCAUCAGUGCGUCGUCGCUCACAUCCAAAUGGGUGGGUGAGGGGGAAAAAAUGGUGCGGGCCUUGUUUGCCAUAGCACGUUGUCACCAGCCUGCUGUCAUUUUCAUCGAUGAAAUUGACUCGCUGUUGUCCCAGCGCACUGACGGGGAGCACGACUCAUCGCGCAGAAUCAAGACCGAGUUUCUGGUUCAGCUGGAUGGGGCCGCCACAGCCGCCGAGGACCGCAUCCUGGUGGUGGGGGCCACCAACCGACCUCAGGAGAUAGACGAAGCUGCCCGUCGUCGCCUGGUCAAGAGGCUGUACAUCCCCCUUCCCGAGGGCCCUGCCCGACAGCAGAUAGUCACCAACCUCAUGGCUCGAGAGAAGAAUCAGCUGAGAGCGGAGGAGCUGGAGCGCAUUGUAGCGAACACUGAGGGCUUCUCUGGGGCAGACAUGACCCAGCUGUGUCGAGAGGCGGCCUUGGGACCCAUCCGCAGCAUCCAGCUAGGUGACAUCGCUACCAUCACGGCAGAUCAAGUUCGGCCAAUCCGCUACGGCGACUUCCAAGACGCUCUGAAGACGGUGCGGCCCAGCGUCUCAUCUAAGGACCUUGAGCUGUACGAGGAGUGGAAUAAGACAUUUGGAAGUGGUCGAUGAUGGGCUUAGUUCAAGAAAACACACCUUUCAUCAAAACUUACAAGUGGCUUGGUUUUUUACUUUGCUUCAUGAAUAAUUGUCGUUAUCGGAGACAGUUGAAUAAAUAUUCCUUUUGUGGUUACUAAGCAAACAUGCACAUAUUGCUAUUUAGACUUUGUUGUGAAUUUUGUUUCUGAAAUACUGUCCUUAAUAGGAUAUUCUCAAAUGUUCCAGGUUAUGACUUGUCAUUAAAAGUUGGUGGUGUAGUUUUUUCUCAAAUACAAUAAAAUAAAAUGCUUACA